AUGAUGUAAUCCGAUUAUAAGCCAAAAAAGAAAAUUUCCAAAUUAUAUUGCUUAAAUAAUCAUUUCAAUUUUUAUGAUAGCAACUAUUUUACGUAAAAAGAGAUUAUUGGAGUUUGUACAAAAUUAGAAUGUAAAGAAAAACUAGUUUGUGAUGAAUGUAAAGAUACCAAUCAUUAAGAUCAUAUUGAACUGAUAAAAACCUAUGAAUAAUUACAAGACUAUUUUAAGCAUUCUUAUAGUGCUAUAUCUACUGUCAACAUUGAGGCCUUAUAAGAAUAAUUUAUUUUACUUUAAUAAUAAGUUUUGGAUUAUAUUAAUAAACUUGAAAACUAGUUUAAUUUAAAUUACAACUUAUAUAAAUAACUUUAAUAAAUUCAUGAUAUUAUAACACUUAUAUAAGAAGAUCGAUAGCUUGAAAUAACGAAUGAAUAAUUUCAUUUUUUCUUUUAAUUUGCGAAUUAUUAGUCAUUAAAUUUGUGUGGAUUUGAAUAUAAAUACAAAUCGUUGUAAAAUUAUAUGGAAACAUCAAUAUAAUGCUUAGAGAAAUUAAAUAAAGCAUUUUAAACUUAAUCUUAAGAUUUCAAUUUCUAACAAAUAAUAAAUUAACAUGUUAAUUUAAAAAAAAUAAAAGAUUUUUAUUUACAAAAUCCUUUGAAUUAUUCUUAAAUACCAUGUGAAUUAAAUUUUAAUAAUUAUGUAUAGAUAAAAGAAUUUUAAAACUAAAAUGAAAUUUAUUAUGGAGAAGUUGAUGAAAAAAGUUAAAAACAUGGAAAAGGUAAAUAAAAUAUUAUAGCAAUAUAGGAAUUUAAAUAUAAAAAAAAGGAGAUAUAAUAUAUGAAGGUAUUUGGUAUGAAAACUAAUUAAAAUGGGGUUAAAAAACCUAAUUCAAUGAAUUAUAGGAAUGUGUAAUUUUUAAGGGAUUGAUGAAAGAAAAAAAACUUAAUGGUUAGGGAACUAAGAUAACAUCAUUUGGAGAAAUGUAUUUAGAAUAUAUAUAAAAAUAGUUAUGAAGGAUAUUUUGUAGAUGAUAAACUUAAUGGAGAAGGUUAUUCAAAGACAAAUGAUGGAGAAAUGUAUUAAUAAAAAAUAAAAAAAAUUAGUUAUAAAGGAAAUUUUAAAGAGAAUAAAAGACAUGGAAAAGGAGAACUUGUUAUUAAUGAUGAAGAAUUGUAAAUCUAAAAUAAAAUUAGGUAUAUUGGAUCUUUCAAAAAUGGAAAAAAAAAUGGAGAUGGAUUUUUAACUCUAAAAAAUGGAGAUAUGUAUUGAAUUUAUUAAAUUAAGUUAUUCUGGGGGAUUUUAAGAUGAUAAAUUUCAUGGAUAAGGUAUUUAUACUGUCAAAAAGGAUAAUUCAAGUAAAAUUAAUAAAAUAUAUAGACUAUAAAGGAAAUUUUUAGAAUAAUAAAAAACAUGGAAGUUUUGAAAUAAUUUAUAAUGAUAAUUCAAUGUAUAAAUAUAUAAUACUUAAAGGGAACAUGGAAUGUUUUAGAAUGAUAUAAGACAUGGAUAGUUUAGAUUAUAUUCCCCUAAUGAAUAAACACCAUUGAAAGUUGUCUAAUAUAACAGUGGUAAAAUAAUAAAAUGA
Messenger RNA from Paramecium sonneborni, 1582 nucleotides. The record is from the annotation of a GenBank genome assembly. Lineage: Eukaryota; Ciliophora; Oligohymenophorea; Peniculida; Parameciidae.